AUGCUCAUGAUUAUAAUUACUACAACUCAUCAAACUGUGAUUUAUGAAUUUAAUGCUAAUUCUAACAAUAUUGAUGGUAAUUUCUGAUAAUUUAUUUUUUAUAUUAGGAUGGGGAAAUUGGUAAGGUUAUUCUUAUUUGAAUACUUGUGGAGGCAUUCGAUAUUUUGGGUCAACUACUCACUAUUAUGAAAUUAGCAGGAUCUUUUUAGAUCUAGAACCUCAUUCUCAUUUUAUAGUGGAUGCACAAUUUCUAAGGUAUUUAUUAUUCUAAUUACAAAAGUAUUGAUAAUUAUAAUCAACCUUAUAUUGAAAUAGACUUUAUGUAACAAAGUUAUGGAUCUGUGAAAUCAUCUUUAGCUUCCAUAUGUGGUGAUUCACACGUGGAAUAUUUACUUACUAUUUCUAUUACUCUUUAACACAAUAGAAGAACUGGAUGGAUAUAUAUUAAAUAGAAUUAUGGAGGAUUAAUAUCAUUAAAAUUAAGUAUCAUUAAAUGUCAGUAUGAAUGUGAUGGAUGCAUUCAUGCAUUUUGUUUAUAAUGGAAACUACAUUAAUAUUCAUUUAAUUAGAAAUAUUUCACAUCUUCCGAUGGAUGGACUGUUUAAUCAUAAUUUUAUAAUUACUUUGCCUGUGGAGGUUGCUAAUUUUUGCUAUUUUCAUAAAUUAAAUAUUAUACUUAACUACCUCCUCAUUAAGAUAUAUUAAUAAGGUUUUUUAAAGUAGAUUAAUAUAUUAUAAUAGUAGACUAUUUAUAUGAUAAAUAAACUGUUAGUAAAAAUUAUUUUAUAGAAAUAUUAAUAAAAAAUCAUCAUGAUCCAAUAUUAUAACUGAAUAUUAAUACUCAUAUACCUUCAGAAUAGAGUAAGAUUAGAGAUUUUGAAGUAUUUUAUACUUAGCCAGAAGUAAUUAUUAAGAAUUUGAAUGAAGGGUGAAUGGAGAAAGUUUAUUUUAGGAUCAGAUUACGCUAAAAUACUAUAAGAGAAAAAGGAGAUAUCUGUAACCAAGUAAAAUUUAAAUCUCGAGAAGACAUAUUCAGUUAAAUUUCAAAAUCGUAUAAUUUUCCAUACCAAAUUUGCAACACCAACUAGAAGAUUUCUUUACAAAGCAACUUAGUGA
This is a messenger RNA of Paramecium octaurelia, 1116 nucleotides long. The record is from the annotation of a GenBank genome assembly. Lineage: Eukaryota; Ciliophora; Oligohymenophorea; Peniculida; Parameciidae.